UCCGGUCAGCUGACAGUGUGUCAUAUGUGUUUGCAAACACAAGUACUGUGGCUCCAUGCCUGCUCCGUCCACUCACACCACACACCGCCGCGGUCAUGGGAGAAAAUGAUGAAAGCGAAAUAAUCGAGCACCACGAUGACGAGGAGAUGGAGAAGACGCGGACGCCCAGGUAUCACGCGCACUCCUUUCUGGAGAGCGUCGCGUCGUCGGAGAAAGACGGAUACAGCAGCACGCAGUCGUCGCAUCGCCUGCUCGCCUACAGCGACGCGCUCAUCUCCAUCAUCGCCACUGUAAUGAUAUUGCCUGUUGCACAUACAAAGUUUCAGGAUAAUGAGGAACUGAAACAGAGUAUUCAGGCUUUGCUCACCACUAAGGUUGCCGUCUACUUGAUGACUUUUUUGAUUGUCACUGUUGCUUGGGCUGCACAUAUCCGGUUGUUUCAAGUCAUCAAGCGCAUUGACGACACUCUUGCUCUGCUUAACCUGGCAUGUAUGAUGCUUAUAACCGUUUUACCAUACACAUUUUCUCUCAUGGCAACAUUCCCUAGUAAUACUCUGGGCAUCCUCCUGUUCUGUGCAUGUGUCAUGGUGAUUGGUUUAAUUCAGGCCACGAUUGUCUUGUAUGGAUUCAGCCGUCCUUUCUUCCUCAAUGAUCAGAUCCAAAUGUCUGGGAAUCAGGCUUAUUACAAGCGACACAUCCUUGAAGUCAUCAUGAGGGUUCCUAUCAUGUGUCUGUUUGCCAGCAUAUUUUCAUUCAUCUAUAUCCAACUGUCCUACAUCAUUUUGGCUAUUGUCAUAUUCCUGCCUUACAUCUCUCAGUGUUUAAAAUGGAUCUGGAAUAAAGCCAUCGGUCAGGUGGAAGACCGUCCAGAUUCAGUGCCCUUCUACACCUACCACCCCAGUGAACCUUUGAGUAAAGAGCGAGUGGAGGCGUUCAGUGAUGGGGUGUAUGCAAUCGUAGCCACGCUGCUCAUCUUAGACAUUUGUAAAGACAACGUGCCUGAUCCAUCAGUGGUGAAGGAGGAGUUUAAUGACAAACUCCUCGCUGCGCUUCAGGAGUACGGUCCCGAGUACCUGGCUUACUUCGGUUCCUUUGUCACCAUAGGCCUGCUGUGGUUUGUUCAUCACUCUCUCUUCCUGCAUGUGACCAAGGCCACUCGCCUCAUGGGCCUGUUCAACACGUUCUCGCUGGCCUUCGUGGGCGGCCUGCCGCUCGCUUACCAUCUCACGCAUGAAUUUCCCAGAGGCUCCCUCAACGAGCUGGAGGCCGUGCAGAUCAGCUGUGUCAUCAUCUUCUUCGCCGGUCUGUUCCAGCUUGCGAUUUGGGUAACGGCACUUUUCACGCAGCAUGAGACAUUGCACCCGUAUGUGCGCUACGGCGGUCGAGAGCACGCCUUUAUGUUGGCCAAGCUCUCACUCUACCCCUGCGUGGCACUCGGAUCUUUUGCCUUCACCUGCAUCCUGAGCCGCUUCAGCACGUCCAUCUUUCAUAUGAUGGAGAUUGGCGUACCGUUUGCUUUCAUUUUACUGAGGUUGCUGGUCCGUGUGGUGCUGGCGGCGCUCAGAUGGCUCUUCUGUCCUGUGAGGAACGACUUGGAUAGUGUUCCAGUAGAGGAAGAGGACUCACAGCUGCCUAUUAAUGAUAUAGUGACUUAGCAGUGAACAAAGAAGAAAACACCUCAAUGUUCGACAUAAAAUCAAUGUUAGGCUCUAUUGUUUCUAAUUAAUACUACAGCCGACAGCUUUGUGCUGUAGAAGACGUCCAUAUCGGUCAAAUCUUCUCUCAUUUGGUAAAAUAGACUGUGAAAGUGAUCCAAAGUCUUCAUGAUGAGUCUUCAGCAUCAAAGCUGUGGUCCAAGAAGAGCUGAAGAGUUUUUGUUCACCUUACAGAAAUGCACAAAAAAGUUUUUUUGUUUGCCUUUUAAUGUUUUUAUGUUCAUAUUUUAAUGUUUAUUAAAUUACACCUCUUUCACACAGUGCGAACUACAAACGUUUUUUAGUUUAUGUUCAGUUAUGUUGGUUUUACUAUUACAUUUAUAUCCUGGUUUUUAAUUUAAAUUAUUUAGACUUUUGCACUUAACUAUGUAAUUCAUGCUUUUCUUCUGGAGCAGCAAUUCAGGUCUUUUAAUUCUCUAGUAGAGGAAAUCUUUCAUAUAACUUCAUAAAUGUCCAAAACAACAUGCAUUACAUCAAGGUUUUUGUAAUGCUCACAUAAAGCUCUUCUUCGUUUCAUGUGGCAAUGAAACUGCUGAUGCACCUUAGAUUAAAUAAUGAUGCCAAUGUUGCACUUACAGUCUGAUCUGAAUGGCAUUUAAAAUUACGUUUUGUUAGACUUUCAUCUAAAUGUUAUUACUAUACUGCAAGAUGUUAUUUGUAAAGUGUACUUGUUUUUUAUUGUCAUUUUAAGUUCUUUUUUUUGUAGUCUGUGUCAGUUCAAAUGUUACUGUUUACAAUUUUGAGAAUAAACUCCAUUGCUGCUUGCAGAAAUA
Carassius gibelio (silver crucian carp) is the source of this 2488-nucleotide messenger RNA. Its product is annotated as endosomal/lysosomal potassium channel TMEM175. Gene Ontology annotation, cellular component: lysosome; endosome. Bases 96 to 1655 code for a protein of 519 amino acids. Gene Ontology annotation, molecular function: proton channel activity; potassium ion leak channel activity. Lineage: Eukaryota; Metazoa; Chordata; Actinopteri; Cypriniformes; Cyprinidae. The transcript is spliced from 10 exons. The record is from RefSeq and is a predicted model, not a curated record.